Messenger RNA from Zymoseptoria tritici IPO323, 1035 nucleotides. RefSeq lists its product as uncharacterized. The transcript is spliced from 2 exons. The record is from RefSeq and is a predicted model, not a curated record. NCBI's taxonomy places the organism in Eukaryota, Fungi, Ascomycota, Dothideomycetes, Mycosphaerellales, Mycosphaerellaceae. The coding region runs from base 1 to 1035 and encodes 344 amino acids.
AUGCGCCGAUUCACGAACAAGUUGCGCAACCUCUUCCAGCGUGAUCGGAAACCCAUGGCAUCGACGGAAGACGAUCCUCGCAAUAUCUCCCACGACUCCCAACGCUUCUCCGACAAGCUUAAGAGACUCUUCCGAUCCAAGCGUAAACCCAUCCAUUCGCCGCACCACCCUUCACCGGAAUACAAGGCGCCGAACGGAAUGACAAAAUACCGCCUCCAAGACCUCACCCUCCCCCGCUUCCCCUACGAAUACGACCCCAACAAGCCCUUAGCCUGGCACACCUCGCGCCCUCCCACGCCCGAAGGAACCAUCCUCAAUCAAUGGAACCAAGCCCCAACCUGGAGCGCACUGCUAGACCUCAACCGAGCCUUCCUCCGCGGCCAAAUCCCCAUAACCCCCUACGCCCACCUCCUCCACCUCUCCGACAUGGCACCAUGCAUUGCAAGCUUGCUGAUGUUGCAUAAAUACGGCCUACUCACCCUCUCCGCCCAACCCUCCUCCCCCGGCCACCCCGUCUACGGACUCUGCCGUCCCGCCCAAGACCGCGUGCAAGAAUACGCUUGGGAACAGGACCAAUUACUUUCAUUCCUCACUUUCAUCGUGCCUGGACGUCCCGACAACUCUGCUUGUACGGCAGGGCAAGUCUCCGGAUUCCUCGACAUCUUGCUCACUCAUCCGGAUGUGUAUGCGCAUGUUAUGAGGAGUGAGGGAGCGUGGGAUCAACUGGAUCGGCCGUGUGGGAGGGUGGACGUUAAGGCGAGGAGUUCGUUUCCGGGGUUUUGGGGGACGCAUGUGGCGAGGGUGGCGAGGACGAAGGAGGGGAUUGAGGGGGCGGAGGUGAGGCAUUUGAGGUGUUUUAGCUUGGAGGAUCAUAAGGUGCUUUGGUGGUUGAGUUGUGAUGCUUUUGAGAAGAACGAGCCGGUGUUGGUGAGGGUGCUCGCGAGGAGGGAGGAGGAAGGGGAUUUGAUGGGGUUGGUUGGGGAGGCGGCGAGGAGGGCUGGGAUGGGGAGCGUUUUUGGGGAGGGAGGGGAUUAG